AUGACUUAUGCCGUACGGACAGGACGUGAAAAGGAAAAGAAAUUUUUUAUUAUUCCCUUCUUAACGGUUAUCGCCACAUUCAUAAUAUUACUAUUUAGUCUUAUUUAUUAUUAUUCUGGUCAAACACAUACCUAUGAAGACGCAUUAUGGGAAACAUUUACACGUACACUUGAUCCGUGUGCCGCUGCAGAAGAUAAAGGUUUACAUCAUCGAAUUCUAUCUGGAAUUGUAAUACUUUUUGGACUUGUUAUUGUUGCAAUAUUAAUUGGUGCAAUAGUCACUUUUAUGGAAAAAAAAUUAAGCGAAUUAAGAAAAGGACGAUCAACAGUUGUUGAAACCAAUCAUACAAGAUGGUCACCAUUAAUAUUUGAUAUUAUCCAAGAAUUAGUCAUUGCUAAUGAAAGUCAACGUAAUCCAUCAAUUGUUAUUCUAUCCAGUAAGGAGCGUGAUGAAAUGCACGAUACGAUUGCAGAUAAAAUAAAUGAUUGUAAAAAUACAAGAAUUAUUUGUCGAACCGGUGAUACAAUGUUGAUGGAGGAUAUAAAUAAUUUGAGUCCCAGUCAAGCACGAUCCAUUAUUAUAUUGGCACCUCAAACGGAUAAUCCUGACAUUCGAGUGAUAAAAACAAUAUUAGCAAUAAGAAAUAAUCCACAAAGAACUAAAAUUAAUUUUCAUAUUGUGGCUGAAAUAAACGAACGAACUAAUUUAGAUGUGGCAAUGAUUGCAGGUUUGCGACUCUUCUCACAUUUCUAUGUCUCUUUUGUUUGUUCAUCUGGCUUCUCAAUAGCAGUGAAAUAACCAAUCUCUUGUACACGUUAUUUGUUC
Molecule: messenger RNA, 825 nt
Organism: Didymodactylos carnosus
Lineage: Eukaryota; Metazoa; Rotifera; Eurotatoria; Philodinida; Philodinidae
Source: the annotation of a GenBank genome assembly